GCAGGUUUAGAGAAGGAAAACACAGCAAAGAUCCAACUGGGGUGCACACAGCUGUUAGAUAAACACAGGUUUGAAAAGCAUAGAGAUUUACAUGUAGUAAAUCAGGAUGGAAAGGGGGGACCUGUGCAGAGGGGGAGUGAGUCCGAAAUGUUUAUCUCUGUCCAACAUAGGAGCAACGUUAAGAAAGCUGAGCCUGUUGAUAAGAGGGAUGUAGAGAAGUCAGGUGACACAGAUAGAGAUGAGGGUUUCAUGGUCACAUCUGUAACAAACACAGAGGUAAUAUCGUUUGCUAGAAGAGUACCAAUCAGGCAGGACAGGAAAGCAAGAGCUGAAAGAGAAGUGAAGAGAUGGGCAGGUGAGAAAAGUUUGGAAAGGGGGGUGAGUGUAGAGAAAGACUGUGAGUCACGUGAACAGAUUGAGGCACAAUUUGGGGACAAAAAGGCACCUGAUCUUUGUCAGGAAAAGGGAUUUGAAAGCUUGAUUCCAGCUGAAACUAGGCAGAAUUGUGUCAUGACUACAAGAGCAGAUGCAGCCAGUCCUUGUCACACUGCUGAGAGUCAGUACAAACAUGAACCAGCUUUCACAGGUCUACUCUGUGCAGUCACACUCAGGGCUGGAGACCCCCACAGCAGGCCAGAGUGGAGCAGCACAGGACCCUACCUAACACAUACUGCUUUGUCCCAUCACACAGAGGAUCUUAUGAGUAAAACUGAGAAAACAGAAGACACGACUGUUAAUAGCAACGAGAAGGAAGAAAAGGCUUAUAAGACUGUUGGUGAAAUGACGAACGAGUGCAAGCAGGAAGGACAUUACAGCAACAUUAAUUCAGAGUGCAUCAUUCAUGACGAAACAGCCAGAUGUCCAAAAGAGAUCACACCUGUGGGGAAUCCCCCAGGUCCCCUUGAAAUUCAAAUCCCCAGGACUGUGUUUUACAUUGCAGAAGAAAUUGUGGAGAGAAAAAAGACUUUGUGUCAAAAUAUCGACGGGAAAAAUUGGGAAGGAAUGCAAGGAGUCGAAAAGAGGGAUCGCUGGAGGAUUGGAAAACCCUUGAGCUGCAUCGAGUCCCUGCGAGAGAAAAUUAGGCAAAGAGAAUUGGAGAGUUUGAGACAAAGGGAGACACAGGAUAGUGAUGGGAGUGAGGCUGUAGACAUCAGUGAUACUCAGACAGAUUUGGACAUGUAUGACAAGAGAGGAACUGAAAUUGAGAAAGAGUGGGAAGCUGCGGCUCACAUGCAGAAGAGGCUAGUCGAAGUAGAGACGGGACAGGAAGAUGCAGCAGCACAGAUAUCCAUGGCUGCGUUUGACGUCACACAGGAAGUCAGCGUGUUGAAAACCUGCCCUCAGCUUCCUGUUUCUGUCCUACACUCACAAGCCGUCAGAAGAGAGGAAGUAAUAAGAAGGUACACAGCCGCUGCCUGCGAGGUUGUCUCUGACAGCUCCCAGAUACCUGAACAUGAAGACGACCCCCCGAAACAUGUGGAAGAACAGUUGACGUGCCACAGGGGCCGACACGAGGGCAUAGAAGAAAGGGAGGAGGACAAAAAGGAGCUUUCAGUUGAGGAGGUAGGGGAGGAUACAUCACCUCUCGAUCCCACACAAUCUCUCUCCUCUUCACCGGUUCAUCCCAACUCCCUCGCAGCCAUGAGCCGAAUUUACAACUUGGAAACUGUCGGCUCAAGGUCAGGUUUGUGUCUGAGAGAGAGGACUGUAGACGUCUCAUCGGUGCACCUUGUUAAAGUGAAACCCCUUAUAUCAAAUGCACAGCAGGGAGACAGCAAAGCAUUUACAGGUGAAGACAAGCGUGGGGUUCAGUCAAUACAGCGUCAGAUAGAGCAAUUUCAGUUGAAAGAGAAAGAAGCACUGAAGUCUUGUUCCUCACCAAAAAGUUUUCUUAAGGACAGAGAGACAAAAGGGCAGCAAAGCCCCACGGGGGUGUCCAGGCACCAGGUAAAAGAUGAUGUCAAGACCCAGGAAAAGGCUCAAGAAAAGGCAGAGAUAAACCUCAAUAUGUCACCUCAGCAUGUUUGUUCCUCAACAUCACCACUCAAACAAACUAUCACCAUCAACCCCUCGCGUCUCAGGAGCCCAUCCCCGGACAGCUCUCUGAAGCCCUCCGACUGCGCACCGACCCCAGCCUCCUCCCCGAGCUCCGCUUCUCCUGUUCAGUCUCCCAGUGUCUCACCAUUUCCAACUCCAUCACCCACCCUCUUCUCCAUUAGGAGUGCCUCUGGUGGCCAAGUGAAGAGAGGUGCCACCAUCACAAUCACACCAAGAAAGCCUACUGCUGGAGGAGGAGGAGAUGCGACAGGGUCCUCAACGGGGUCUACAGCAGCAGGCUUGGCACCUGCAAAGGCUCCAUUGCAGCAGGCUCAGAUGACCCCCACUGAGACUGAGCCAGCAAAGAAGAAGUACCCAACAGUGGAUGAGAUCAAGGUGAUUGGCGGAUAUCAGAAUCUAGAAAAGUCUUGUCUAGUCAAGAACAGAGGGACCCCAAAAAGGGUGAAGGUGUGUUUCAUUGAGGACCAGCUAGAGCAGGUGUGUGAGUACCCAUCAGAGGCCUCCAUGCUGGCGUCUACCCCCUACCCUCAUGACCUGGGGAGGAUCGAGAGGUUGCAGGGAAAGGAGGAGCAGGAAGAGGAUGAUGAAGUGGAAGAAGCAGCAAUUGUGUCCAAAGGCACAAGGAAUGUUGCGAUUGCAGUGCGACGGGUCUAAGAGUGGAUGAGUCUUGCCUUCGGUCUUCGCCAAAAUUGCCCAUGUGAUGAGAUCACCAACAUUUUGUUCAACUAUAUUACCUGAUUUUUAUUUUGUGUUUUUGAAUUGAACAUUGAAGUGAGUGUUAUUAUUAUGAUGUUUUGCUUUAUUUAGCAUCAAAAUGAAUGAGUAAUGUGAAAGAAAUGUUUAGUAGUCUACAAUUAGAUUUAUGCAGUUGCAAAAAAUGAACAUAAUCAUGUUUACUAGGGAAAUAUCACCUAGUUUUAUCAUCAGGGAAACUGAGGGACAAAUGCGAAUGUAACAGAAUGGUACAAAUUAUAUAGAAUGUUCUCAACUGUGUGCACUGUUGGGCGAUGAAGGAUCACUUGUCUAUGCAAUAUUAUUUUGUUGUUAAUAUAUAGUUUCUUCUAUGUUAGCUUCUAAAUUCAGGUUAGUAUUGCCUUAGCACAGAAGAGAGAUGCUUGUAUCAUCUGAUUUCAUGUGCCUGCUGGAUUUGCCCAUACAGAUGAUAUGAAGAUCGGUUGGGUAUUUGAUUUUUUAAAAUCUUGGGGCGUUCAGAAAAACCUUCAGAAUGUGGGUGUUAUGUUGGAUGUUGCAGGAACUGCUUUUGAGUGCAAUGUGUGAGGCAUACAGGUCUGUGUUUUUUGUGGGUUUUACUAAGCCCUAGUGUUCACAGUGACAAGUCUGGUAACAGUCCAGUUAAUGUGUUUGAAUUUAAAUAAAGGUAUGAUUUUAUUAUUUUUGUAAUGUGGAAAUGGAGAGGGUUGUAUGUGUGUAGGUUCCUGAGAAGAGGAAGAGUUUAUACAAUUCAAAUACUUAUUAAUGAUUAACUUUGGCAUAUUACAGCUGCUAUCUGACUUUUGGCUGUAUUGCAUUUAUAAUAUCAUCUAUACAGCAUAUUUCUUGUUUGUACAUUAAUAUUUUAUUUUGGGAAAAGAAGAUUUACAUUGU
Monopterus albus (swamp eel) is the source of this 3663-nucleotide messenger RNA. RefSeq names its product protein phosphatase 1, regulatory subunit 18 (gene ppp1r18). Lineage: Eukaryota; Metazoa; Chordata; Actinopteri; Synbranchiformes; Synbranchidae. The record is from RefSeq and is a predicted model, not a curated record. The coding region runs from base 148 to 2712 and encodes 854 amino acids. The transcript has 3 exons. Gene Ontology annotation, molecular function: phosphatase binding.